Hippocampus zosterae (dwarf seahorse) is the source of this 2830-nucleotide messenger RNA. RefSeq names its product gastrula zinc finger protein XlCGF57.1-like. The record is from RefSeq and is a predicted model, not a curated record. Bases 271 to 2286 code for a protein of 671 amino acids. Gene Ontology annotation, biological process: regulation of transcription by RNA polymerase II. Lineage: Eukaryota; Metazoa; Chordata; Actinopteri; Syngnathiformes; Syngnathidae. Gene Ontology annotation, cellular component: nucleus. Gene Ontology annotation, molecular function: DNA-binding transcription factor activity; RNA polymerase II cis-regulatory region sequence-specific DNA binding. The transcript is spliced from 2 exons.
ACGAGACCAAAGACGAACCAUUUCAAAACAGGUUCCGCUUUUAAUGAAACAUCCAACCUGGGCAAUUCUUGAGGUGUCCUCAAUACCGCCACAAGAUGGCGGCGGUGCAUCCCAAUAACCGUCGAAGAAGAAAAAGGCGGAAGUCGGCGUUGCUUCAAGACGUCGACCGGGGACGUCUUGAUGAGGGAGGUGGGUAUGAAGGGGACAAAAAACACGAACAAAUUGAAAUAGGGAGUGACUAAGAACACAUUCUGACCGUUCAGCGGAGCAAUGGCGUCGCGCGAGGAGAACGAGCGACCACAAGAGCAACUGCGAGGUGCUGCCAAGAAUCACAUCGAGUUGUCCGGCCGAGACAUCCAGCAGCUGAUUGUCCUUCGGGGAAAGGUGGCCCCCAGCUCCACUUUCCCUCGUGAGGGUCCACAGCCGCGUCACAUCAAUGAGGAUGAAAAAGAUUCGCCGCCCCUUCACUCUCAAGAGGAAGAAACCGAUGCACGGCCAAUUUAUGGUGAAGACGAAGAGGAGGAGCCAUGGCCCCCGGGCAUUAAAGAGGAAGACGAGGAGUUGGAUGUCGGCACGCUGGCGCCGACCGGCGUCCGCGUGAAGGUCGAAGGCGAGCCAGCCGAACGGACGCGGCGUCAUCAUCGCGGCGGGGCGGGACAGUCACCGGACAAGCUCUCGGCACCGCUGUCGGACAGCGACGACGCGGAGAGCGACGCCGACUCUGAAGGUGACGACCAACAGUGGAGGCGCGGCAAGAACCGCGAGGCGACUUCACGAGUGCCUCCCGAAAAUUUGACCUGCUCAGUUUGCGGUGACCCCUUCGGCGAACGGUCAACACUGGCUCGCCACUUGAGGACGCACAGGAAGGAAAAGCUCCUCCGCUGCCCUUUGUGCGGCAAAAGGUUCUCUCACAAGACUCAAGUGGUACAACACAUGAGAGUCCACACGGGAGAAAAGCCUUUCUGUUGCUCCGUUUGCGGCAAAACCUUCUCGAAUCAGUCCAACAUGGUGAAACACAUGAGAACGCACACGGGGGAAAAACCCUACGGUUGCCCGGUGUGCCAGAAGAAAUUCUCCCAGACGUCGCACAUGGUCACCCACAUGAAAAUCCACACGGGGGAAAGACCUUUCGGCUGCUCCGCCUGCGGGAAAAGAUUCGCCCUGAAGCGAAACAUGGCAGCGCACGUGAGAACGCACACGGGAGAGAAACCUUUCGGUUGUUCCGUAUGCGGGCAAGCCUUCUCGCAGAAGCGACAACUGGGGCGACACAUGAGCGCGCACACGGGGGAGAGCCCCUUCGCCUGCUCCGUUUGCGGGAAGACCUUCACCCAAAAGCAAAAUCUGGUCUCGCACACGAGAACGCACACGGGAGAGAAACCUUUCUGUUGCCCCAUUUGCGGGAAAACCUUCUCAAAUAAAUCCAACAUGUCCAAACACACGAGAACGCACACAGGGGAGAAACCCUUUCGCUGCUCACUGUGCGGCAAAACAUUCUCCCAAACGUCGCACAUGGCAACGCACAUGAAAAUGCACACGGGGGAAAAGCCUUUCUCUUGCUCGGUUUGCGAGAAGAGAUUCGCGCUGAAGCGAAGCAUGGUCGCGCACCAGAGAACGCACACGGGCGAGAAACCCUUCCGGUGCUUAAUUUGCGGCAAAGCAUUCUCUCAAAAGCGGCAACUCGCACCGCAUAUGAAAACGCACACGGGGGAAAAACCCUUUUGUUGCUCGUUCUGCGACAAAACAUUCUCCCAAAAGUCGCACAUGGCGUCACAUGUGAAAAUACAUACUGGGGAAAGACCGCACAGCUGCCUGAUGUGCGGUCAAACAUUUAUUCAGAAGCGCAGUCUGGUGCUCCACACAAGAACGCACACCGGAGAGAAACCCUACGGUUGCUCGUUGUGCACCAAGACGUUCUCUCACAAGUCAUGCGUGGCGUCGCACAUGAGGAUACACACGGGGGAAAAACCCUUCCGUUGCUCAUCGUGCGACCAAUCUUUCAUUCAGAAACACAGUCUGACGUCACACAUGAGGACACACACUGGGGAAAAACCAUUUAGCUGCUCCACUUGUGGGAAGGCAUUCUCCCAAAGGCCACACCUGGUAUCACACAUGAGAACACACACGGGAGAAAAACCCUUUUGCUGCUCACUUUGUGGUAAAAGAUUUUCCCAUAGGUCCAACAUGGUCAAACACAUGAGGACGCACACAGGAGUAAAAAGCUCGCUGGAAAUUGGCGCUCACGGAACAGGUUUGACUGUACACAAACAACUGAAGAUGAAUGUUUAGGGGGGAAAAUCAAACAACAAAAAUAAAAGGGGAGUCCCCGAGAUGUCGCUGAAUUGGAAACAUUGUCUUCACUUGCUGAAUGAUAUUAUUCUCAAGAUCUGCAAAAGUUCGAUUUAGUUGUGCAAUACGGUGAUUUUCCGACCGUGCUACGCAGGCUCCCUCUAGUGGUAGAUGAAUGGAAUCACUGAAUUCAGUAACAACAAAAUGUGCUGAAAAUAUUAGAAUGAAGCUUUUAGCAAUGCAAGCCUGUUUAAUUUUUUUUUCAUCCGGUAAGUGCAUUUUUUUUUACUUAUGUACAUUUUUUUCCUCUGUGAAAUAAAAUAUCUUUCCGCAUCAGCAUUUAAUCAUCACAGAUUUUCGUUUUUUUGGGGAGGGAUAUAAUAGUCAUUUGAUUUUUAUGAGCAGUACAUAUGUUCAUUGAAUUGUUUAAAUCUUAAAUCAUCCCCAUUUGUAAAUCCACCGUGCAACUUUUUAAAUGUCCUCUUCUCGUGUAUUAUCUUUUAACCAACACAAGCAACAAAUUAAUCCGUAAUCCACUAAAUAA